GGGCCUCCCGCACUGUCGGAGGGCCUCGGUAGUCGGUGGGGCUUACUCCGGGACCCCGGCGCUUCCCUCCCGGAAGUGGGGGCGUCUCCACCUCCAGCCUCACGCACCCGGCGUGGGGCCGUGGGCCCGUCGCCUCACCUCUCGGAGCCAGAGUUACUGCACCUACGAAGUGGGGCAGUAGUCACAAGCCGGGCCUUCUUCCCAGGGACUGCUUUUCUGUCUCCCUGGGAUGUGCUAUGCUGUUUCCCAAUAGUCACUCAUAGCAGGCUUCCCGGGGCUGCUCAGGGUGGGUUUGCUGACCACACCAUGGCUCAGAGUGACCCACGGGGAAGUGAGAGUGCUCAGAAGGAAACAGUAGGACCUGGGAUGCUAUGCUGCUCUCCAUGAACUGGUCACUGAGUCUGUCUACCGCAGCCCUUUCUGAAUCUUUGGCUGUCUGGAAGCUCCGCUGUGCUCCUUUCCAAGAUGAAGUGCGUCUUGGUGGCCACAGAGGGCGCGGACGUCCUCUUCUACUGGAUGGACGAGGAGUUUGAAGAGAGUCUGCGGCUGAAGUUUGGGCAGUCGGAGAAUGAGGGAGAAGGGCUUCCCGCCCUGGAGGACCAGCUCAGCACCCUCCUGGCCCCAGUCAUUAUCUCCUCUAUGACGAUGCUGGAGAAGCUCUCAGACACAUACACCUGCUUCUCGACGGAAAAUGGCAACUAUCUGUACGUCCUUCACCUGUUCGGAGAGUGCCUGUUCAUUGCCAUCAAUGGAGACCACACCGAGGGCGAGGGGGACCUGCGGCAGAAGCUGUGCGUGCUCAAGUACCUUUUCGAGGUGCACUUCGGGCUGGUUACCAUGGACGGCCAGCUCAUCCGAAAGGAGCUGCGGCCCCCAGACCUGGGGCAGCGUGUACAGGUGUGGGAGCACUUCCAGAGCCUGCUGUGGACCUACGGCCGCCUGCGGCAGCAGGAGCAGUGUUUCGCUGUGGAGGCUGUGGAGCGGCUGAUCCACCCUCAGCUAUGUGAACUGUGCAUCGAGGUGCUGGAGCGGCACAUCGUCCAGGCCGUCAACUCCAGCCCUGGGCGGGCCGGCGAGGAGGCCCUACACGCCUUCCUGCUCGUGCACUCCAAGCUGCUGGCUUUCUACUCCAGCCACAGCGCCGGCUCCCUGCGCCCAGCCAACCUCCUUGCCCUCAUCCUUCUGGUGCAGGACCUCUACCCCAGCGAGAGCACGGCAGAGGACAGCGACACCCAGCCUUCCCCACAGAGGCCCCUCCGCAGCCAGAGCAUCCCCGUGCAGCAGGCCUGGAACUCUUGUUCUGCAGACCCGACCAGGAGUUCUGCAGGGACUGAGACAGACAGCCUCUCCCUCCCUGAGGAGUAUUUCACACCAGCUCCUUCCCCGGGGGAGCAGAGUUCAGGUAGCACAGUCUGGCUGGAUGGGGGUACCCCCCCCACUGAUGAUCCCCAUGUCCAGAUGGCUGAGGACACCCUCCAGACGCUGGUCCCUCGCUCCCCAGGACCCUCCAGCCCCAGAAGGAUUUUCCUGGAUGCCACCGUGAAAGAGAGCUACUGCCCCAUGGUGCCCCACACCAUGUACUGCCUGCCGCUGUGGCCAGGCAUCAACAUGGUGCUCCUGACCAAGAGCCCCAGUACGGCCCUGGCCCUGGCCCUGUACCAGCUGCUGGAUGGGUUUUCUCUACUGGAGAAGAAGCUGAAGGAGGGGCAGGAGGCCGGGAGUGCCCUGCGGUCCCACCCCCUCAUGGGGGACCUACGCCAGAGGAUGGACAAGUUUGUCAAGAAUCGAGGUGGGCAAGAGCUUCAGAGCACCUGGCUGGAGUUCAAGACCAAGGCCUUCUCCAGAAGUGAGCCCGGAUCAUCCUGGCAGCUGCUCCAGGCAUGCGGGAGGCUGAAGAGGCAGCUUUGCGCCAUCUACCGGCUCAGCUUCCUGACCACGGCUCCGGGCCGGGGAGGCCCCUCCCUGCCCCAGCACCUGCAGGACCAGGUCCAGACGCUCAUGCAAGAAAAGCUGGCAGACUGGAAGGACUUCCUGUUGGUGAAGAGCAGGAGGAAUGUCACCAUGGUGUCCUACCUGGAAGACUUCCCCGGCCUGGUGCAUUUCAUCUACGUGGACCGCACCACCGGCCAGAUGGUGGCCCCUUCCCUCAGCAGCACUGAAAGGACUUCAUCAGAGCUGGGCAGGGGGCCCCUGGCCACCUUCGUCAGAACCAAGGUCUGGUCUCUGAUCCAUCUGGCGCGCAGAUACCUGCAGAAGGGCUACACCACGCUGCUGUCCCGCGAGGGGGACUUCUACUGCUCCUAUUUCCUGUGGUUCGAGAACGAGAUGGGGUACAAACUCCAGAUCAUCGAGGUGCCUGUCCUGUCCGAUGACUCGGCUCCUGUCGGCAUGCUGGGAGGAGACUACUACAGGAAGCUCCUGCGCUACUACAGCAAGGGCCACCCAGCUGAGGCUGUCAGGUGCCGUGAGCUGCUGACCCUCCACCUGUCGGUCAUCCCCACGGACGUGCUGGUGCAGCAGGCCGGACACAAUGGGCUGGUGGCUGCGGCAUACCUGCAGAGACUGGGGGUGAACACGGCAGUCUUCGAGAGACGCCACGUGAUCGGGGGUGCAGCUGUCACAGAGGAAAUAAUCCCAGGGUUUAAGUUCUCCCGAGCAUCCUACCUCCUCAGCCUGCUACGACCGCAGAUUUACACCGAACUGGAGCUGAAGAAACACGGGCUGAGGCUUCAUCUUCGAAACCCCCACUCAUUCACACCUAUGCUGGAAGAGGGCACAGCGGGCAAGGUGCCCAGGUCCCUUCUGCUGGGCACAGACAUGGCAGAAAACCAGAAGCAGAUCGCCCAGUUCUCACGGAAGGAUGCCCAGGCCUUUCCCAAAUAUGAGGCCUUCAUGAAUCGCUUGGCGUUAGCCAUUGACCCUCUGCUGGACGCAGCCCCAGUGGACAUGGAGGCCUUCCAGCGGGGCUCCCUGCUGCAGAGGCUCAAGUCGCUCUCCACCCUCAAGCCCCUGUUGCAGGCGGGUCGCAUCCUGGGAGCCCAGCUGCCCCAGUAUUACCAGGUCCUCACAGCUCCAGCUGUCAAGGUGCUGAAUCAGUGGUUUGAGUCUGAGCCUCUAAAAGCUACUUUAGCAACAGAUUCUGUGAUUGGAGCCAUGACAAGUCCCUACAUUCCGGGGAGUGGGUAUGUGUUACUCCAUCACGUGAUGGGGGGUCUGGAGGGGAUGCGGGGGGCCUGGGGCUACGUCCAGGGUGGCAUGGGUGCCCUCUCCGACGCCAUCGCAAGCUCAGCCACCGCACACGGAGCAAGUAUCUUCACUGAAAAGGUGAACAGCCCCUCUACCCCACCCCAAUUUUUGGCAAGGAUCUUAGAAUAGAACAAAUUAUCGGAUUUGGAGGGUCCCUCAUUUUACUGAUGGACAAGGCCUGGCUCAGGAUCGAGGAGCUCGGGCUCUGCAGCCUGUACUGCUGUGAACCAGGUCCCAGUUCUUCUGCCUACCCCAUUUGAAUUCACAGCCACUAUCCCACGUUUGGGCUGAGCCUUUGCAUUGGAGGGGUGGGCUAACGCCUCACCAGGAGCUGCAGAGAAUCGGGGCCAGGGCUGAUGAGGCUGUGAGGGCCUAGGAGCAGCAUGGACAGCGGAAAUCCCCCAAGACUCACCCUGCACUUCCCUGCCCGGGGACCCUGGGGGCUCUUUCCCGUGGCUUUAGACAGUGGCUAAGGUGCAGGUGAGCAGUGGAGGGCGCGUUCAAGGAGUCGUGCUGCAAGACGGCUCGGAGGUAAGGAGCAAAGUGGUGCUGUCCAGCGCGUCACCGCAGAUCACCUUCCUGAAGCUGACACCACAGGUGAGGCUGGGGGUGGAGGUGAGAUGUCUACCUGGGGUUGGAAUGUGGAGGGAUGAAGGGGACCAGGGCUGCAUCAGGGUGGGAGAUGUGAGUGCCAAGUCUCUCCGGAUGUGGGGAAAUCUGUCUUCUCUCCUUACCUAACGGGCAGGGAGCAAACAGCAAAGAAGCCUCACAGGUGAGGGGAAAGGUCCGGGGACGUGAGGUGACCGAGGCCAGGCAGUUAGCAAUCGGCAGAGCCAGAGCUAGAACUCAGGUCUGACUUUCAACCCAGGGUUACUUCUACAGCUUUCCUGCUGUCCUGAUUUCUCCCCUCUAACCAGCUCUAAUUCCACUGUUUGUGUCAGUGAUCUGUUGCCACAUGAAUGCUGCAUAACAACCACACAGCUUCUGGGCAUAUCAAGAAAUACGGAUUUAGCACACAGAGCGGUAGAAAUCAGUUGAUCUUGGCUGAGUUCAAGUGAUUUGGGCUCACUCAUGCACUCCUCCAGCAGCUGCGGGUCACUAGUGGGCCCUGCUGAUGGCUGUGGCUAAUCGAGAGGUCUCUGUCAGAAUGUCCAGGAUGACUCAGCUCUGCUCCAUGUGUCUCUCAUCCCCAGGCACGGUAGUCCAGAUCUGGCAAAAGGCAAAAUUGAGCAAACUCAGUCACGCAAGUGCUUCUGUUUGCAUCCUAUUUGCUAACAUUAGCUUUGUCUCAUGGCCAAGCUCAGUCACAGUGGGAGGGCAAUAAAAAGGGGUGUGCAUACAAGGAGGGUUGGGGACUUGGGGCAGUUUUUGCAAUUGAUCACACCUUCCCUGUCCCCCAAAGAUAUGAUAAUAUGUGUAUGAGCAUGGAGCUCCCAGCGAUUUGGGGAUUAUUCUUGGGGACAAGGCACCACUUUUUCUGAGUGAUUCCACUAAUCAAAUUCAGCAAACAUCAGUUCAAAAGCAUCUUGAGACAAUUUUGAGAUCAUCAAGACUUCCAAGAGCUUACAGACCAGAGGUGAAAGACGCUGCAGCCCACGGGCCAUAUCCAUAGCAGGAGCUGGUGUGGGCCAUUUACAGCCAGGACGCUGGCAGACUGCAAAGGAAGAAGUGGUUAGCGCUGAGCUGGAGGGGUCCAGGAGGGCUUCACAGAGGAAGUGGUUUGGCCGAGCUCUGAGUGAGGGAGAGGGUCUCCAGCAGUACAGGUUGAGGGAUCAGUCUGAGCAAAGGAGUAAAGCAGCCCCCUUGGGGCCUUGGCCACCCCCAGGGUAGAACCUUCUUCUUUCAGGAGUGGCUUCCUGAGGAGUUCGUGGAGAGAAUCUCCCAGCUGGACACCCAGUCGCCUGUUACCAAGAUCAAUGUGGCUGUCAACAGGCUGCCUGACUUCCUGGCGGCCCCCAAUGCUCCCAGGG
This is a messenger RNA of Delphinapterus leucas (beluga whale), 5216 nucleotides long. NCBI's taxonomy places the organism in Eukaryota, Metazoa, Chordata, Mammalia, Artiodactyla, Monodontidae. The record is from RefSeq and is a predicted model, not a curated record.